Salvia miltiorrhiza (redroot sage) is the source of this 1266-nucleotide messenger RNA. Its product is annotated as protein MIZU-KUSSEI 1-like. The record is from RefSeq and is a predicted model, not a curated record. Gene Ontology annotation, biological process: hydrotropism. The coding region runs from base 294 to 1049 and encodes 251 amino acids. NCBI's taxonomy places the organism in Eukaryota, Viridiplantae, Streptophyta, Magnoliopsida, Lamiales, Lamiaceae. The transcript has a single exon.
AUAUUCAAAAAAACAAUUGAAUUAAUUAAAAAGAAAAAAGAAAAAAGAAAUUAUGAGAGCCCACUAUUCCGAAAACGAUUUUAGAUAAAUCCCUGUCCCCUCCCAAACCACAAUCUCUCAUUCUCUCUCUCUCUAUAUUUCUCUCUCAGCAGUGUGUGUGUUCUUUCGCUGUCUGGCUUCUCCUCUGUGAUACAUUUUCCUGAAUCAGUUUGGUGGGGCUGGUCACCUUCUUUUCUCACGAUAAAACCACCCAUUAAUUCAAACAAACCAAAAACACCAGUUUCGAUCAAGAGAUGAAGACGAUCAGCCGAAGCCCGCACGACUCCUUCUCCUUCUCCCGCAGAUACUUCAAUUGGAAGAAGAAGAGCGCCGAAGACGAAGAAGACGACGACAUGGCCGAAAUCCUCAACCUCCACGACCACAAGGAGGACCUCAGCUUCCACCUCCACCGCUCGCGUUCCGCCAAGGCGGCGCCGCCGCAGCGGAAGAAGCGCUCCGUGAUGGCGGUGGCCAAGCUGCGGUGGGCGCGGGCCAUGGGCCGGGCCGGGCCGGGCCUGGGGACAAAAGUGGUGGGCACCCUCUUCGGGCACCGGCGCGGGCACGUGUGCUUCGCCUUCCAAGAGGAUUUCAAGCUGGGGCCGGGCUUCCUGGUGGAGCUGGCGACGCCGACGAGCGUGCUGGUGAAGGAGAUGGCGUCCGGGCUGGUGAGGAUCGCGCUCGAGUGCGAGAAGCGGGCCGAGAAGAAGGGGGCGAAGCUUCUAGAGGAGCCCGUUUGGAGGACUUACUGCAACGGGAAGAAGUGCGGGUACGCCAUGAGGAGGGAUUGCGGGCCCCACGAGUGGAAUGUGCUCAACGCUAUCGGGCCCAUCUCCAUGGGGGCCGGGGUGCUGCCCGGCCCGGCCUGCGGGGCUGAGCCCGAUGGGGAGAUGAUGUACAUGCGGGCCAGGUUUGAGAGAGUUGUGGGCAGCAAGGAUUCCGAGGCCUUCUACAUGAUGAAUCCCGAUGGGAAUGGAGGGCCCGAACUCAGCAUCUAUUUGCUUAGAGUUUGAUUUUUCUUUUUUAAUGUUUUAUUUUACUGCACUUUUAAAUUAUUACUAAUGUUUAGGCUUUUGUGGGGUUUUAUUUUGCGGUUUUUUAUAUUGGGGAAAUUUUAGUGGGAUAGUGAAGAUGGUUGGUGGGAUAUAUGAUGGUAUAUCUGUGUAUAGGUGGUACUGGUAAUUACUCUGUUUUUCCCUUAUCAAUGAAAGCUGGAGGCAAAUGCAUUUA